Pieris macdunnoughi is the source of this 237-nucleotide messenger RNA. The record is from the annotation of a GenBank genome assembly. NCBI's taxonomy places the organism in Eukaryota, Metazoa, Arthropoda, Insecta, Lepidoptera, Pieridae.
AUGAAUUCAAUUUCAGAAUGCCCCCCGGCUGCUGAUGGCAUGGAAAGAUUCGCAUGCCCCACACCCGACCGUCAGGGGCGUUAUAGAUGUAUCGACGACCAUGUGCUCUGUGAUGGCUUCAUUGACUGCCCCAGUGGGGAGGACGAAGAUCGACAGGCAUGCAUGUUUUAUAAGACGACAAAAGCUCACUUGGACGUGCUGGCCGACGCGCUGCUGCGGUGGGCGCGCGGCCGCUAA